This is a messenger RNA of Adineta ricciae, 570 nucleotides long. The record is from the annotation of a GenBank genome assembly. NCBI's taxonomy places the organism in Eukaryota, Metazoa, Rotifera, Eurotatoria, Adinetida, Adinetidae.
AUGAUCACUCAGUACAAAAAUCUACAGAGACAAUUUGAAUGCUAUGCUGACAGGCUGAGAUUUAUUGCAGAACAACACAUUGACGAUUGCGUGUAUUUACUUCGCGGGUGUGACAAUGGAGAAUCAUUUCGAUACUACGUUAUGGUACCAAUUCGGUCGGAUGAGGUCAGUUAUGAUAAAAAUUCUGAUCUUAUGUAUGAAAACGAUGACAUCCGAUUAUGUACAAUGCAACGCGCAAUUCCAAAACAACGAUUAGGUAUCACACUUGCAUAUCAUAAACAACGACGAGUUCAUUAUUUACGAUUAACCGACAGAUCACUGUCCAGUUUAGUGUAUCGUGCUUGUCUCAAAGAUUACGAUCGUAUCGUUUCUUUGAAUGAAAUCAUUACUGAAAACGACGCACCAGACGAAUUUAAACGCCGAUUUUGUCUCGAUGAAAAUCAUUCAGUUCAAUUACUUGUUUGUAAUCCAGCUACCUACAAGCGCUACAAAUCAAAUAGUGAAGCUUUACACAACGACCUUCCGACUGUUCAACAGUUGGUACCCAGUUUAUGCUACGACGAUAUCUGA